AGGCAGUCCUAGUCUGACCUCCAAACACCAAGGAACACAACUUUUUUUUAAAAAUAGCUUCAUUAUUUUGUGCUGUUUAGGUCAGCCUCCUCCUUGACUCCAUCACUCCUUUUGGACUAUUUACCUUUUUUUUUUUUUUUUUUUGAUCCGGAGGAGAGACAUCUGUAGACCAGGACCACCAACAAGAAGGUCCUCCCGUCUGCUGCACCCAUGCUGUAGUUUUUGCUUCUCUUUUUGCUUCCAGUCGCCAUUUGCAGACUGAGUUUCUGCAGGGGGUUUUUUGGCUCCCCCGCCCCACUCCCGGCGCCACCCCCUUCCUCCCCGGCGCUUGCGGGCCCACAUUCGGAUGCGCUGAGCCGAGCCUGCACCGUACGGUCCACGCACGCGGUGUAUGGAAGUGGUGGGCUGCAAGGCAGAGGCGGCCAGUUGCAAGUUGCGUCCGGGACCGGGAGCCAUGCUUUUCCACGGGAUCUCCGGGGAUCACAUCCAAGGGAUCAUGGAGGAGAUGGAGAGACGGUCCAAGUCGGAGUCUCGCCUGGCCAAGAGCAUGCAGCUCAACGGGAGAGAGACGACCAUGCCCUCCAUGAGCCCGGAGAAGCCCGCACUGUGUGCCGGCUGUGGGGGCAAGAUCUCGGACAGAUACUACCUCCUGGCUGUGGACAAGCAGUGGCACCUGCGCUGUCUCAAAUGCUGUGAAUGUAAACUCGCGCUGGAAUCGGAGCUAACGUGUUUUGCAAAGGACGGGAGCAUCUACUGCAAGGAGGAUUACUACAGGUUCUCGGUGCAGAGGUGCGCGCGCUGCCACUUGGGGAUUUCCGCCUCGGAGAUGGUGAUGCGCGCGAGAGACUCUGUGUACCACCUGAGCUGCUUCACGUGCACCACGUGCAACAAGACCCUCACCACCGGCGACCACUUCGGCAUGAAGGACAGCCUGGUCUACUGCCGCCUCCACUUCGAGAGCUUGGUGCAGGGAGCCGACUACCACCCCCAGCUCAACUUCGCCGAGCUGGCGGCCAAGGGCGGCGGCCUAGGCCUGCCCUACUUCAACGGCACCGGCACCGGCACGGCGCAGAAGGGCCGACCGCGGAAGAGGAAGAGCCCCGCCAUGGGCUUGGAUUUACCCAGCUAUAACACGGGCUGCAACGAGAACGACACGGACCAUUUGGACCGGGACCAGCAGGCCUACCCGCCAACACAGAAAACCAAGCGCAUGCGGACCUCCUUCAAGCACCACCAGCUGCGGACAAUGAAAUCCUACUUUGCCAUCAACCACAACCCGGACGCUAAGGACCUAAAGCAGCUGGCCCAGAAGACGGGCCUGACUAAGAGAGUUCUGCAGGUUUGGUUCCAAAACGCGAGAGCCAAAUUCAGAAGGAACGUUUUACGACAGGAGAACGGAGGUGUUGAUAAGGCUGACGGCACCUCGCUCCCUCCGCCCUCAUCCGACAGUGGGGCCCUGACCCCCCCCUCCAGCGCGGCCACACUAACAGACCUGACAAACCCCUCGAUUACCGUAGUGACGUCCGUCACCUCUAGUUUGGACAGCCACGACUCGGGGAGCCCCUCACAAACUACCUUGACAAACCUUUUCUAACAAGCGAACAGACUGCUUUCAUUUUUGCCUUUUUUUUUUCUUUUCUUUCUUCUUCAUUUUUCCCUGAUUGACACCUUUAAAACAAGCGCAGGCGGCACCAUGGAAGCCAGCGUGCCGUACUGUUUUCACGCAAACAGGAAGAACAACAAGAAGACCACAAUUUCAAAACAAAAUGUGUAGCUUUUGACAACAGUUUGCAGUCACUGACUUUGGAAUGGACUUAAAACAAACGUUGGAAGAACAAUAACUCAAAACCUGGAAAGUAGUAUCCUUUAUUUGUACAUUUGUAUUGAUUAUGAUCAAUUGAGCCCUUCCUGGUUAAUUGGUGACUUUUGCUCUCGGAAACCUGUACUUGUAUGCACUGUGUUGGCACUAAUUAGAUUUUCUUAAUGUCAUUGGGAAACAAACUUGUAGAAUGUUCUGUAUAGGAAUCGAUCCACUAAACAGGCUUUAAUUCUCUUUUUGAAUGUCCAAUCCCGCCAAGAUCCCAAUUGGAUUCCUCACGCGACCGAACUUUCGUACUCGAUUACCACGAUUUUUGGAACGAUCUUACAUUCUGGUACGGUAAUAACAUUCACAUUAUGACUGGAGAGCGGAUUAUGUCAUCCAGGGGUGUCCAAACUCUUUCCAGCCAGGGUCGCAUCAGAAAGAUUCAAUGAUUUUGAUAAUUUUUUUACAUUACAGAUGCUAACAUAUAUUGCGUGUAGGCCAAUAUAUAUUAGCUUUGUGUUAUAGCGCUCAACGUUUGUAUGGGAAAAUAAGAGAAAUGACCCUUAAUUAUUUGCUACAUCGACAUCUUAGCUUUGUUUUAGAGCAGUGGUUCUCAAACCUUUUUCACAAAAGUACCACCUCAGAAAACCAUAAUGACCAACAUUAAAACACAAAGGCGUAGUAGGCAUAAGUGUUCUUAAAAAAAUAAGGCAUAUGUUUUAUUUAACAAGUGUAUUUAAUAUUUUUGGCCACUGUAACAGUACAUACAGUUUAAAGAAUAACACUGUGUUUGAAUAUACAGGAAAAGAAAACUGUUUAAUUAUAAUUAAUUUAAGCCUGUAUACCACUAGUGGUAUCCGUGCCACCGUUGGAGAAUCACUGUUUUCGAGAAUUACCUGUCAUUUGUAAAAAAAAAAAAAAAAAGGAUAUUUCCCAGGAUUUUUGGUCUUUUUUCAUCAGCAUUCCCUCGGGAUGCAAAUAUAGACUGUAUCCUACUUUGUCAUCUUAGCUUUAUGUUGUAGACAUACCUGUCAUUCUUGGCAUUUUCUAUUAAUAAUUAAAAAAGAAUGGGUAAUUAAAGAAGUGUCCCUUAAUGUUAGAAUACAUGCUACAUAGACAUACCUGUUAAUAUUUGCAUUGGAAAAUGAGGCCAGAAAAUUUGGCAAAUUUUAUUGAAAAAUAAGUAUAAGAAGAAGAAGAAUAUCUUAAUAAUAGCUUUGUUUCAGAGGCAUAUCUGUGAACAUUUCUAUUUGUAAAUAAAGGCCAUUUUCCUUGAAAAAAAUUAAUUACCAGAAAAUUUGGCCAAUUUUCUUUGAAAAAGUGGGAAAAUUAGGGAAAUUGCAAAUCUUCUGGGACUAAAUAUCUAUUUUAACAUCCAAGCUAUGUUUUAUAAGCAUAUCUGACAACAUUUCUAUUUGUAAGAAAAAAAGGACAUUUUCCAGAAAGAAAAAAAAAACUAACUGAAAAUUUGCCAAAUUUUCCUCCCCAAAAAGGAAAAAAAAAAUAAACAGGGAAAUUGUAUGUAUAUAUGCUAUAUUUACAGAUAUACAUACAGUAUAUCUGUCAACAUUUGCAUUCGGAAACAAGGCCAAUAUUCCAGAAAGUAAGCCAAAAUUACCAGGGCAGUAAGAAAGUUAGACUAUGGGAAAUUUAGGGGAAACUAUUGAAGCAAAAUAAGAAAAUAAGCAACCCCCGUGUGAUAUAAGAAUAUCUGCUACAUGGAAAUCUUUGUUUUCUUUUCAAAGUAUACCUGUAAACAUUUGCAUUUGUUAAAAAAAGUAAAAUUUCCAGGAAAUAAGGGACAUAUUUGCAGGAAAUAGUAAUAAUAAUACAUGAGAUAUAUAUAGUGCUUUUCUACACACUCAAAGUGCUUCACAGAGAAGUGAGAAUCCAUGACUCCUUGACUGUACAUUCACACAUUGUUGGUGGAAAGCUACAUUUGUAACCACAGCUUUCCUGGAGUAUAUUGAAGGAUUUUUAUGUUUACAAUUGAAAAUAAGGGGUUUUGGGUGGUGAAAGUUUGACUUUGGGAAAUUCACGGGAAACUAUACAAACAACAUAAGGGACAUCUUACGGGAAAAAUAAGGGAAAUUUCACGGGAAAUAAGGGACAUUUCUACGAAAAAUAGGGGAAAUAUAACGGAAAAUAAGGUAAAUUUGACUGAAAAUGAGAUACAUUUUAUGGGAAAAAGGGGAUUUUUUACAGGAUAUAAGGGAAAUUGCCCAUAAUCAACCUCUUCUGUGACAUAAGAAUAUCUGCAAGAUUGACAUCUUUGCUUUUUAUAUGUUAACAUUUGUAUGAGUAAAACAUGUACUUUUUUUGUGGAAAAAAGGUGGGUUAUGUGAGAAAAAAAUUCCCAUCCAUUUCCUACCGCUUGUCCCUUUUGGCAGGGCCAAUACGAUUCACACUCACAUUCACACACUAGUUCCCACCAUCAGAUAAUUAUUAUUGUGUUUGUGGAGGAGGGGACAAUGAAUAAUGUAUGAGAAACUAUUUAAACAAAAUAAAUAUUUGUCUUUUCCAUCAUCGGAGAGGUUUUAUUUGGAGGCAGAGCCGUGCCACCGGUGAUACGCGGGCACCAUUAGUGGUAUGUCAAAUAAUCACUCAUUAAAUUUAUGACACAUUGUUACUGUUCAAACUGUUUGUAAUGUUACAGUGGCCAAAAUAUUAAAUACACUUGUUAAAUAAAACCUCUGACUUGUUUUUUAUGAAUACUUGGGCCUACCACGCGGCAGUAUUUUAAUGUUGGUCAAUAUGGUGGUACUUGGAGACCCCAAAUUUUUCUGAGGUGGUACUUGGUGAAAAAGUGUGGUCUAAAAAUAAGGGAAAUUGUUUGAAAAAGUGAAAUUGUAGUCUUUUCUACUAUCGGAAAUAAUCAUAAUUUUUUUUUAUAUUUUUACACGUUGCAAAAGAGAAAGGGGCCUCACUUUGGACACCCCUGAUGCAACCAACCGCCUCCUGAUGUUUUGUUGUCCUGGUCGAUGAAUCGCAGUAAACAAAGUAAACACAACGCCCCGUGAACAAGUGCAUUAUUGUUUAAUCGUGUUGCUCAGGGUGAUGAUUUUUUUUUUCCAAGGUAAAAAAAAAAAAAACCUUGAAGUGAGAUACGUCGGUGGACUUGUAAAGACAGGUGUCCAUGUUUUUACUGUCAUUUUAUUUGAAUGACACUUAUUACCAGACCAGACCAAAAAAAAAAACAACAACAUACAAGUUUCCUUUGGCUGAAAGGUAGUAGGAAAAAGCAAAUUGUUCUGUCGUAGAACAAAGUGGUACUUAAGUCUACCUGAGGGAGUGGAUGCCUAACUCAGUUCUACUAUGUGCCUUAUGCGAGAACUUGGGAAAAGUUUGUGAAAUUCAGGAUUCUCCGUGUUCUUUGUUAACUGAUCCACACCCUUUGGACGCCUCACUAGUUUUGUACUGUUUUGCAUCUUAUUUUCAAAGAUCUUUUUAUGGUGUAUCCUGUUUGUGGCGGGUGGGGCUGGGGGAGGGGGGAGCAGCUAUGUCAUAGAAAGCAUUUGUGCACUCUUUCAGAUAUAGUUCCAAGAAGCUUAUAUAUUGAUCUUGGUGUUAAUAGUUGAGUACAGUACGUGUUCUAUCAAGAUUGUCCAUGUUUUCCUGUUUCUUGAUAAAGAUGGUGUAUAGAAACUAUUUCCCCUUAAAUAUUUAUGGACCAAACCGGUUGUUAUAUAUCUUAUUCAAUUUGUGUGAAUAAAAAAAAAUACUUUGAUUUAAAAGGCUUUUUAUUUUGAUUUGUUUUGUGUGUUUGUGUGUUCCUCCUUAUAAAAGUCGCAUCGACAACAGGCGAGCGAGCGCAACAGUUCCUUAUUUUUGCUCCCAUUUUUAAUCUGUAGUCCCCCUUUUAUGAUGUUUUUUGACGUAAUGCCCCACGGAUUUGCAUCCAAACCCUGCAAAUUUCAACCUGCUCUUUAAUGCAUGAUGGAUUUGAGUGGCCAGAACGCUGCAAAGCACAUAUCUAACGUUUGUAUAUCAUGGCAAAGCCCGUAAAGCCAGGUUGCUCUGGAGUUAAUAUAUUCUUACUCUAUCAU
Nerophis ophidion (straightnose pipefish) is the source of this 5850-nucleotide messenger RNA. Its product is annotated as LIM/homeobox protein Lhx9. Gene Ontology annotation, molecular function: DNA-binding transcription factor activity, RNA polymerase II-specific; RNA polymerase II transcription regulatory region sequence-specific DNA binding. Lineage: Eukaryota; Metazoa; Chordata; Actinopteri; Syngnathiformes; Syngnathidae. Bases 392 to 1594 code for a protein of 400 amino acids. Gene Ontology annotation, biological process: regulation of transcription by RNA polymerase II; neuron differentiation. Gene Ontology annotation, cellular component: nucleus. The record is from RefSeq and is a predicted model, not a curated record. The transcript is spliced from 5 exons.